This is a messenger RNA of Paraphaeosphaeria sporulosa, 2061 nucleotides long. Its product is annotated as putative P450 monooxygenase. The record is from RefSeq and is a predicted model, not a curated record. The transcript is spliced from 3 exons. Bases 280 to 1791 code for a protein of 503 amino acids. Gene Ontology annotation, molecular function: heme binding; monooxygenase activity; iron ion binding. Lineage: Eukaryota; Fungi; Ascomycota; Dothideomycetes; Pleosporales; Didymosphaeriaceae.
GGAUCGGGGAAGGGGUGGUGAGUAGGCAGUGGGUUAGACGGAGAGGAGUGGGUGCUGACGAGCGAGAUGGCGGUUACUGGAUGGGCUGCUUGCGCGAGCGUGAUGGGAGAGCGGGAGCUUGGCUGACGCCGCGCAGGCGCAGAGAGAUGACGGUGGAUGUAUAAAGACGCGGCAGCGCGCAGGAGGUGUGGUGCUGUGGGAUACUGAGCGUUUGCUGCUUCUGGCUCUGCCCUCUUGUCUGCUCUUGGUCUCCUUGUGCCCGGCUGAGAAACCACCGCAAUGUUCCUCGCUCACCUCCUCACGCCGUACACGUUCCUGCUGCUCCCCGUCCUCUACUACCUCCUGCCAUACCUGCGCAACUGGUCCAUUCAGUCCAUCCCCGGCCCGCUCGUCGCGAAGUUCUCGAACCUCUGGCUGCUGUACCAGGCAAGGCGCGGCCGGCGGUACGAAGCUGUGCACGCGGCGCACGAGAAGUACGGGACGUUGGUGAGGAUUGCGCCGAACCAUGUUAGUGUUGCGGAUGCGGAGGCGAUCCCAGUGAUAUAUGGGCAUGGGAAUGGGUUUUUGAAGAGCGACUACUACGAUGCCUUCGUCUCGAUCCGCCGCGGCCUCUUCAACACGCGCGACCGCGCCGAGCACACGCGCAAGCGCAAAACCGUCUCCCACACCUUCUCCGCCAAAUCCGUCGGCCAGUUCGAGCAGUACAUCCACCACAAUCUUGAGGAGCUGCAGCGACAAUGGGACCGCCGUGCCGACGCCGAGAAGGGUGGAUACCACCAGAUGGAUGCGCUCAACUGGUUUAACUACCUCGCGUUCGAUGUCAUUGGGGAUCUGGCUUUUGGCGCGCCGUUCGGGAUGCUCGAGAAGGGCGCCGACGUCGCGGAAGUGAGGAAGAGCGCGGAUGCGAAGCCGACGUACGCGCCUGCGAUUGAGGUGCUGAACCGGAGGGGGGAAGUGUCUGGAACGCUCGGCUGCUUCCCCGCCCUCAAGCCCUACGCCAAGUACCUCCCAGACCCCUUCUUCACGCAGGGCAUCGCGGCUGUCGAGAACCUCGCCGGCAUCGCCAUCGCGCGGGUCAACGAGCGCCUGCAGAACCCGUCGGACCGCGUCGACCUCCUCGCACGGCUGAUGGAAGGCCGCGACGAGUCGGGCAACCCGCUCGGCCGCGAGGAACUCACCGCCGAGGCUCUGACCCAGCUCAUCGCCGGGUCCGACACGACGUCCAACACGUCCUGCGCGCUGCUGUUCCACUGUCUCUCCAAUCCUUCCGUGAUCACGAAACUGCAAGAGGAGCUGGACCAGGCGAUCCUCGACGCAGACCAAGUCCCCACCUAUGCCCAGGUCAAAGACCUGCCCUACCUCGACGCCGUCAUCAAGGAAACAAUGCGCAUCCACUCCACCUCCUCCCUCGGCCUGCCCCGUGUGGUCCCCCCCGGCCCCGGCGUCGAGAUCGCCGCCACGCACUUCCCCCAGGGCACCGUGCUCUCCGUCCCCGCAUACACCAUCCACCACUCCACGCACAUCUGGGGCCCCGACGCCAGCGCCUUCCGCCCCGAGCGCUGGCUCGGCAACGGCCUUACCGAGCAGCAGAAGAACGCGUUUAUCCCGUUUAGUUACGGCCCCCGCGCGUGCGUGGGGCGCAACGUCGCCGAGAUGGAACUGGCGCUGAUUGUGGGGACCGUAUUUCGGCGGUAUGAGUUUGAGCUGCGGCAGAGCGGCAUGGAGACGCGGGAGGGGUUUCUGAGGAAGCCGCUUGGGUUGGAGGUGGGAAUGAGGAAGAGGACGGUAUAGGUGGUAGACCGCGUGGGCGGAUACUGAAAAGGGAAAAGUGCAGAAGGGGCUUCAUGAGAUGGUUGCAUGGGCUGGCGUUGCGUGGGCUCUGUCGUGGUGACGCAUUAUGGAUCAGGAUUUCGGGCUUCUGUGUUACUGCUGGGUGUGUGCGCGAUUCAUGUGCUAAAUGCAAAAUUAAAGUGGUAAAGCCGUACAGUCCGUCUCCUACCACUGCAGUUAUGUCUGAACAGUCACGGCGAUGGAUCACAUUUUCUGGGAGAGUUUCAUUGG